UUCGACUCUCCCGGAACAUUUGGCCAUCCGACACCCGAGAACCGGUCCACGUUUACGUUUGCAUAUCCAUCGCCCCCACCCCCUCUGCCCCCCUUGAACCACCCGGCUUUGUCAUCCUGCCUCAAGGACAAGAAUGUUAAUAAUAUUACUCCCACAGUAGGUUUCGCAGACCGAUCCAACUCAUUUCCCAAACGCUCAUCGCUGAUCCCGUCUGGCAUUGCUGAUGAUUUCUUCGCAUCGCUGUCAAUGAAAUUUGGCCGAUCUGUCCGACACUCUGCAAGCCUCCCAGAGGUGCAGGAUAUCUUCCCUUCUUCCUCGGAAGAGCAGCCUGCCCGCGUGCGAACAAUGUCUGACAAACUUGAAGCACGACCCCGUCGACGCAACAGUGCCUCUUGGAGUGCACAGCAAGCUACAGAAGGUGUGAACUCAUCUUCAAACACCGCAUGGCCCGCAGAGGUAUCGCGCGAAAUGCUGCGGCUUUCGUUGGGUGAAGGGCUUGAUCUCGUCAAUUGGCCGUCUGCAUCCCAAAGUGGUGUCUCGGGU
Molecule: messenger RNA, 543 nt
Organism: Suillus bovinus
Lineage: Eukaryota; Fungi; Basidiomycota; Agaricomycetes; Boletales; Suillaceae
Exons: 1
Source: RefSeq, a predicted model, not a curated record